Messenger RNA from Geodia barretti, 1481 nucleotides. NCBI's taxonomy places the organism in Eukaryota, Metazoa, Porifera, Demospongiae, Tetractinellida, Geodiidae. The record is from the annotation of a GenBank genome assembly.
CAGUACUGGAGUAUGGGACCCUCACCCUCUCUCUACCCUGGACUGUAGUAAAGAGACAGGUAUAUUCACUUAGCACAGGUUAAAAAUAGAUGCUGCAUCUCGAAAGAAACAGAUUCUCUAUUUGAGAGGUAUAGGAAGUGGCUACCAUGGGGAGCAGGGGCAGUGGGACUUCUCCUGCUCUGCUGCAUCACCACCUGUGCUGUGAUAACUGCUGUGUGUGUCUGCAAGAGAAGCAAGAGAAAGGGAAAACAGUACCUUCUGAGAGAAAAUAGCAACCAUAGUGAUCAACAGCAGCAAAUGACAGUGAAAAAUUCCCAGUACUUGCCUGUGGUCAAGAAAACAUCAGAAGGAACAACAGCAACAACAACACUAAAUGGGCGGUCUUUCGUGAUAGAGUCACAGCUAACAACACCGGAAGAGCCCAACGGGAAACCCUCAGAGCCCCAGCCUACCACCACACCUCCCAUUCCCCUGGGACAGUACUCAAUGAUCACGACCAUACCAGAACCAACUAGUGAGGUAUUCUGGUCAUAUUCUGACUCGCAGGAUGAACUAAAACAAUCACUUGUGCCUCAGCCACCAGAAGUACCACAAGAAACCAGAAAGCCAAAUGGACAGCAGCAAUAUUCAGAGCACACAACAGGAUUCAUUGGUGCAUACUGUGUAGUCCAGACAGUGGAAGAAAACCUGACACCUGAACCCAGCAGAACAGUAGCUCAGAAACCACCACAAGGGAAUCAACAAAAGGGUCUGCUGUAUGCAGAAGUGAGUCUAAACACAGAAGGAGGUGGUUUUGGUCUGGUUGCAGAUAGAGUCGAGUAUGCCGCUCUGGACCUCAAUGCCAUGGCUAGCCAACAACUACCACCUCCUCAGACACACGAUCUAGAUUCAAAGGUGAGUCUGGACCAGAUCCUCAUUCAGUUGAAGGAAGUCCACUCCUCACUGGAGGAGACUGGGAGAGCAGUUGGUGUACACAGGCUGGACGAAAUAUCUGAAUAUGUGGGUAGUGAGAGUGAGGCAAUGGUGGAAGUGGUGGAUGGAUGGCUGGCCAACCUCCAUCCCAACAAGCCCACGUGGAGGGAGAUAGCUGAUGUGGUGGACAGCAUUGGUCACCAUGACCUUGCUGGCUCCCUCAGACAGGUCUACAUCUCAGGGGAGCUACCCAUUGAGGUCUCCAAUGCUGUUCCUGAUAGUGUGAUGUAUCAAAACGAGGCCCCACCCCUCAUACCCUCUCGUGAACCUAAUAAUGACAGGAGCAAGUCUUCCGAAACUCCUCCACCCAUACCACUGAAAUCCUACAAACACUCAGCUUAGCUCUCCAGAAGACUCUGGUGUGACAAUUCUUGUUUUAUGUAUCAAAACACACUAUUCAAAGUCCAAGUGCCCAAGACUUUCAUAUCAUGCAUUACACACAAAUCCCAUCACACAUAACAGUCACAUUGGUGAAUAGAUAUCUACAAUUGUAUAUAUAUACUGGACUG